AUGAGACGAAUAAAAUUACGUCAUAGAUAUCCCAGGUUAAUUUCUUACACGUUAAUUAUUCGCGUUGUUUUUUUUUGCUUGUCUCUCUCUUUCUCUCCCUCCCUCCCGCACCCCUCUCUCUUUUUCUCUCUCUCUUUUAAUUUUUACUUGACAGUUCCUUUUAUUCUAAGAUUCUUUUUUUUUUCUUCUUUUUCGCGGUAUUCUUCUUUCCAUUUCGGUCGUAUUUCUUUCUUUUUGGCAUCACGAUUUAUAAAACUAGAUUUUUUUCUCUCUUUGCAUCAAAAAUCAUAUCGUUCGUAUUUUCUUUUUUUAGUUACAAACCUACUCAUCUUUUUCACUUCUUUCAUUCAUCUAAAAUUUCUCAAAAUUUCUUUUUCUUGCUUUCUUUCUUUCUCGAUUUCUUUCUUUCUUUCUUUCUUUCUUUCUUUCUUUCUUUCUUUCUUCCCAGCGGUAUCAUCUGAUCUAUUUUCUUUCUUCUUCCUUGUUCUUUCUUUCUUUCUUUCUUUCUUUCUUUCUUUCUUUCUUUCUUUCUUUCUUUCUUUCUUUCUUUUAUUCGUUACAACCAGCCUUUUGUUUUUCAUUUACAGCUUUCAUUUUUGUUUUCAUUUACUUUAUCAGAUUUUAGACAAAAGCUUUCUUUCUUUCUUUCUUCUUUCUUUCUUUCUUUCUUUCUUUCUUUCUACGAUCACAGUAAUCCUCUUCUUUUUCUACUUCUCUUUUGUUUCUUUCAUUCUCUUUCUCAGAUCAUAG
Molecule: messenger RNA, 750 nt
Organism: Acanthosepion pharaonis
Lineage: Eukaryota; Metazoa; Mollusca; Cephalopoda; Sepiida; Sepiidae
Source: the annotation of a GenBank genome assembly